UGAGCUUCGCGCAUCUCUUCGCGCGCUCGCGUUGAACGACACCACGUGUAAGCUGGUGUUCACAUAUUUAAUUAAAGAGCAAUGACCGCGACAAUGUGAAUUUAUUUUGCACAAUAUUCGUCUUGUCGGGACAAUAUACUUAGGAUUUGCUGCUUUUUGGAGCAGUGAAUUUAACCACAGCGUGAAUUAGAGUUCGAUUAGUCGAUUUGAAGUGAUAAUUACCAGAUAGUGUCAUGGUGCGUAACAAGAUGUCGAUUGUUUUAUUUUUUGUGUUAUUAAUCGGAUAUCAGACAACUGCAGUAAUCAAUAAAUCAAAUCCUCCGUUAACGUAUGAAUACAAAAGAAAUGAUUCCGUUGAAGCAGAAAAUAGAGUCGGUAACUUAUACAGGCCACCGGCUGAUGAUUAUGGACCACCUUCGAAUAAUAAUUAUAACGAGAUUAGUCCAGUUUAUGGACCUCCUGAAUUAACUGGAGAUCAGAGGCCACCACAAAUUUUUGAUUCACCACCACCGGAACAACCACCACCGCCACUAUCUCAAUUUAAUUCACCUCAAUCAUCCUUUUCGUCUUAUAAUCCAUUGAGUAAAGUUAAAACGCAAUAUGGUGUACCUAAAUCAACUUUUAAGCCACUACCAUCACUUCCCAAUCAUAAUUUCAAUUUACCACAACCUCAAUUUGGUUUAUCUAAAUCUGAAUUUAGUUUACCGAAGCCUCAGUAUGGCCCACCAAAAUCUCUUUAUGGUCCCCCAAAACCUAAUUAUGGAUCGCCUUUAUCCUCUUUUAGACCACCAAAGCCCGAGUAUGGAUUACCUUCGAAGUUUAAUAUUCCUACAAUGUCUCAAUAUACUUUACCAUCUAGUAAUUCUGGACGGCCUUCUUGGGAUAACGGAGUAUCUAUUCCGUUAUCAAUUGAAGCUUAUGGGCCACCUACGAAAGAACCUUUUGCACCAUUUGUGUCAAAACUUCAAGAUAAUUAUGCUCCUCCGCCAUUGAUUCAAGCAUUACCUCAGCAACAAUAUAGUGUUCCAGUUAAUAAUGAAAUCUAUAAUCCACCACCUCCUCCAUCUUCUGGUAUUCCAGCUCCUCCAACACCACCUGAUAUAAAGUAUGAUGGAUGGCAACCAAUAGCUGGACUGACAAGUUCUUCUGAUCAACAACAACCUGUUUCAGACAAUUAUAAUCUUCCUCUUCCUUCCAAUAAUUAUCAAUCUUCGGAUGCUUUUGCACCUCCAACAAAUGCAUACGAACUUCCUGUUGGCGAUCAAGGUUCUGGAAGUGAUUUUUCUUUAAGCAAUGGUCAUCCUGCGCCAAUUUUAUCAACUUCCAACGUACCAAGCGAUUCUUAUGGAACACCACUUAAUAACCCAGAAGAUCACAGUCUAAAGUCAUCCGUUUCACAAUCUACCAUUACUCAUGAAAGUAAUGGUUUACCACCACCAGCUUUGCCACAAUAUGAACCACUUCAUAAUAAUCAUCCACAUAUUGAUAGUUCUUCAUCCAGUAAUAUCGACCAGCACCAUUUAAAUGGACAAUAUCCAGGUACUAAUGGUAAUUCACUGUCAACGGUUAAAACUACUAAUUUUGAAUUACCAUCGAAUCCCGAAAUACCGAUAGCUGAUUUCCACAGUAACUCAGGUGAAAAUGGCUUAACUUUGCAACAACUACCAGUUAUUCCUUCUGCAAAUUAUGAUGUCUCUGUCCCAUCAAAUACACAUGGCCCUAUUCCUUCAUCUAUAUUAUCAAAUGGAUUAUUUUCACUAUCAAACACUAUUCGCGGUAGCAAAUUCCCACUAUUUAAUCAGUUUGAUUUUAGUUUCCACAAAAAUAAUGGAAAUAAUAGAAAUCGGCAUCAUGGAGGACAUAGAAGUCCACCACUCCCAUAUAAUGGUUUUGUUCCUCCGCGAAGGCCGCCGAUGAAAUUCCGGGAUUCUGUUCCAAUAAAAUUACUAUCCAAUCUCAACCAAUACUUACCACCAAAUAAACCAUAUAAAAUUUAUGGACCACCUUCAAUUCAACAAUUGCCCAAUAGACAAAACAACAUAUUUCAGACCUCACCAAAUUCAUUUGCCCCAAGUAAUUCAUUUGGCAGAUCUAAUGGAUUUAAAGUGCAUGCGGCCUUAGCUGCACCAGACGCUAAUUAUGGUAUACCACUGUCAUUCAAUGAUUUUAAUACUCCUGCUCCUUCUUUAACAUAUGGAGCACCGAAUUUCGGACCAGCUUCUUCUAUUGGCGCUACGGGUAAUUUGUAUAAUAGUGCACAAUCAUCUAUUGUACCUACCUACGGAGCACCUGCAUUUUAUGCUUUCGAACACGAUUGCAACAAUAAUAAACAUAAUUCGCAAUAUAAUUUUGGUAACAGCAAUAAUGAUCUAUUGAAAAUGAGUGCUUCUAAUAAUCAAAUUUUUUCUAAUACUCAAGUUGAAAGUACUGCUUCUGAGGAUGUAAACGAUGACAAAUUACCUAUCAAUUUAGCGCCAAAUGCUUUGACUUCAUCUUAUAAUGCACCAAAUUUAAAUGAACUAGAAUUAAAAGAUUAUGAAAAGCAACAAAAUACUUUUAAAGAUAGUUAUGGAAAUACUAUAGACAAUUACAAAGUAUUGGAUCAAGCAAAUGCUGCAAUAACCACUUAUGACAACACAGUUUCUAAUACAGUGUCAAACUCAUCUAAGCACAGUCAAAAUUCAUUAUUGGACGUUUCUACAAAUCCUGGCCCAGAAAAUCUUUCAGCUGAGUCACUGACGGCUACCUUAACGGCACAGAGUUACGGCCAAGAUGAUAAGAGUAUAUCACAAUCUGAUAUUGAUGCUACACAGUUUAUAAAAUCAGAUGAAGCGAAUCAAGCUUUAGCCUUAGCUCAAAGUCUAACAGUAGAUGGCGAUGGAUUUCAAAUAGAAGGAUCAAAAGGAACGUAUACAUUACAAAUUCAACCAGCUGAUGGUGGAUACGGUACCGAUAAUUCGGAUGGAAAUAUUCAACACGAUCAAGUCUUAUCCAACGGUUUACUGCAGAAUAUCCUUGCAGCUAUUGAAGAACAACCAGAAGGUAAGCAGAUUCAAGGAGCAAUACAAUAUCGAAGCAUAGAGAAACGUAAUGAAGAAGAUUUGACAAAUGCUGCAAGUUCAUCGUUAGUUAGCAUAAAAUCGAAUUCUGACAGUUCUUUAGCUGAUAAACAAUUAAAUAAAUUAGAAAACGCAGAGAGUACCAAUGAGAAUUUGAAUACAUCUAAUAAUGAUAGGGUAGCAUUAUUUUUUGAUAAGGAUUAUAAUAAUACGAAUAAAGAAACGCAAGUGAUAAUAAACAAUGCAAAAUAA
Ceratosolen solmsi marchali is the source of this 3311-nucleotide messenger RNA. Its product is annotated as probable cyclin-dependent serine/threonine-protein kinase DDB_G0292550. The coding region runs from base 234 to 3311 and encodes 1025 amino acids. The record is from RefSeq and is a predicted model, not a curated record. The transcript has 3 exons. NCBI's taxonomy places the organism in Eukaryota, Metazoa, Arthropoda, Insecta, Hymenoptera, Agaonidae.